AAAAAAGAAAAAAAGAAAAAGAGGCGUCGGCGAGAGAGGUGAUGCGCCAUGAGCCCCCACCACCCCGCCCGACGAACUACGCCCCUUUUUUAACCCUAAUUUGACUUCCAGGCUUCAUCCCCGGCAAACCUGCACCGGAAUUUCUAUUGGAUUUAGGGAUUGAGUUCAAGGAUGCGACUUCUCCACACACACUUUUCCUGCAUUAUUCCGGAUUUUUGCGCAGAAUGGCGUUGAUUAGUCGUCGAUUGCUGGGAUUCGGCGUUUGAUUGCUUCCGGAGGUUUUAGUCACCCGGAGGCGGAUCUGUGUUUGAAAUGGAGUCCUUAAAUGAGCUGUGCGAUUUGAUCGCCGAGAAUCCGAAGCAGUUCCAAGAUAAACUGAUGUGGAUGUGUGGCCGAUGUCCACCUGCGGAGGUAAUGCUCGCCGGUUCUCAUCGGAUUUCGAGGUCACAUCUCAAUGCAAUCCUAGCAGUGGCUCGAUUCCUCUCCAGGUGCUCAAAUGCCGUGGAGAAUUUGCCCACUUCACUUGUCAUUGCCUUUUAUCGGUCUCUACCUUCUUCUCUGGAUCCAUCCUUUUGGCCUCAAUCGUUUGGGAUCGAUUUGAUCACACUAUUCUUUAAUGAUUUUCUGGGAUAUGUCUCAAAGGCAUCAGAUCUAUGCCCAGAUUUUGCCAUGUAUAUCUCGGGGUUCACGGGCGAGAUUGUGAUGUCUGCAAUAGGCAAUGUCAGUGGAGAUACCAGGAUAUCCAAGGUGUUCUUGAAUGCCAUAUCUUUGAAUUUCCCUCCAAUUGAUCAUUCUGAUGCAGAUAGGCUAAUUUCUGCUCUUCUUGAUCGGUUUGAGAUUUCCAUUCCAUGUUCUCCUCUAGAACUCAUUUCGAGCACCUCGGAAGCAAACUCUGCUCAGAGCUCACCACUGAGUUUGGGCCAUUAUAGGUUGAGUCCUAGAAAUGAUAUGACCAAUGUCUCUGGAUCAUCCAGUAGUUUAGUUUCUAGAAUUGCUGAUGAUGCCGUCAGCACAAUGUCACCCAAGGGUAUCAUGGUGAAUGGGAGCAGUGGUCCUGUGAGGACCAAUGUGGACUUACUGGCAACAAGUAUGUUUUAUAAUGAGGAGGAGCCUUUAGAUAGCCUUGAGAAGAGGGAAAUAGCUUUCAAAUUGAUAGGACACUUGUUGGAAAAAGUAUCCGUUGAUGUUAAGCUUUUGGAGCAAGUGCGUAGUAUCGCUAGAGAGCAACUACAGUCAAUGGUGGUUUUUCUCAAGAUAAGGAAGCAUGAUUGGGCAGAACAAGGUCAGCCACUGAAAGUUAGGAUCAACACAAAGCUUUCAGUUUACCAAGCAGUUACUAAGUUGCAGAUUAACACAUUUAUGACCAUUGAUUCUGACGGGAAGUUGUCAAAGCGGUUGUUGCAUGGGGCCCUUGCGCUAUUGAUUGAGGCUGCUGAGGCGUGCUUGUUCUCAGUGUGGCGAAAGAUGAAAGCUUGCGAAGAUCUGUUCAGUUCAUUGAUUACUGGAAUUUCCCAAGCUGCAAUGGCGCGUGGUGGUAAGCUGUUACAUCUUUUGCUAAGCCGCUUUAAACAUCUUGUCCUGGCUGCAUGCGCUCAGGCUGACACUUGGCCCAGCAGUCAAGGGACCAUGUUCGAGAGCAUCUUGACAACUAGCUCUGCGAUAAUUGAAUUUGGAUGGAAAUCAGAUCGAUCGCUUGUGGACAGUUUCAUUAUGGGAUUGGCUUCAAUUAUUCAAGAAAGAAAUGACUACAAGGAAGAGCAAGAGAAGGAGAAAUAUGCAGCUCCUACUAUUCAGUUGAAUGUUAUACAGUUGCUAGCUGAAGUGACUGUCAAUGUUAACCUGCCUGAAGUGGUUGACAUGAUACUUCCAAGGUUUAUUGAAAGUUUAGAAGAGGGUGAUGCUUCUGUGCCUGGAUUACUAAGACUUCGACUUCUUGAUGCUGUUUCUAGUCUGGCGAGUUUAGGUUUUGAAAAAACCUACCGCGAAGCUAUUGUUCUAAUGAUACAGAGCUACUUGAGCAAACUUGCUGGCAUUGGAUCGGCUGAGAGUAGAACUUUGGCUCCAGAAGCUACCACAGAACGCGUCGAGACACUUCCUGCAGGAUUUCUUCUGAUUGCCAGUAAAUUAGUCAACCCUAAGUUGCGAUCUGAUUACCGUCACCGGUUGUUAUCAUUGUGUUCAGAAGUGGGCUUGGCCGCUGAGGCAAAAAGUGGAAGGAGUGGGGCAGAUUUUCUUGGACCUCUACUUCCUGCUGUUGCUGAGAUAUGUUCAGAUUUUGAUCCAUCUGUUGAUAUUGAACCCGCGGUUCUCAAGUUAUUUAGGAAUUUAUGGUUUUAUGUCGCUCUCUUUGGGUUAGCUCCUCCAAUACAGAAAAACCAAAGUAUUCCAAAGCCUGUUUCCACUACUCUAAACAGCGUAGGAAGCAUGGGAAGCAUUGCACUUCAAGCUGUCAGUGGGCCAUAUAUGUGGAACUCUCAGUGGUCUAUUGCUGUUCAGCGCAUUUCACAGGGGACUCCACCCCUUGUUGUGAGCUCCGUGAAAUGGCUUGAAGACGAAUUGGAACUUAAUGCUCUUCAUAACCCAGGUAGCCGAAGGGGGAGUGGAAAUGAAAAGGCUGCUGUAAGUCAGAGGACUGCUCUUUCUGCUGCAUUAGGAGGACGCUUGGAGGUUUCAGCAAUGAGCACCAUUUCAGGUGUGAAGACAACUUAUCUACUCGCUGUAGCAUUUUUAGAAAUCAUACGUUUCAGUAGCAACGGAGGCAUCCUGAACGUGGGACCUGAAUCUACUGCUUCGCGGAGUGCUUUCAAUUGUGUCUUUGAAUACUUGAAAAGCCCUAAUCUUAUCCCAUCAGUUUCACAGUGCUUAAGAGGAAUCAUCUACCGGGCUUUUGAAACAGUACUAGACUGGCUGGAUGACCGAAGAUCUGAGACGGGGCAGGUUGCUGAGACUAGAGAAUCUACCCUGUCUGUACAUGCUUGUUUUCUCAUAAAAAACCUGUCUCAGAGGGAUGACCAUGUUCGCAAUAUCUCAGCUGAUUUGUUGAAUCAAUUUAAAGAUCGAUACCCUCAGAUUUUGUGGAACACACCUUGUUUGGAUUUGCUGCUAUUUUCUGUACAGAAUGAACCUUCUUCAACUCUUGUAAGCGAUCCAGCCUGGGUUGCAACUGUCCGUUCUCUGUACCAGAAGACUAUUCGGGAAUGGAUAGUUGUGUCACUAUCGUAUGCUCCAUGUACAACUCAGGGUCUUCUUCAGGAAAAGCUCUGCAAAGGAAACACUUGGCAAAAAGCACAGCCAACUAAAGACGUUGUUUCUCUUCUAUCUGAGAUUAAGAUUGGUACUGGCAAGGACAACUGUUGGACUGGCACAAAAACAGCAAAUAUUCCAGCAGUCAUGGCUUCAGCAGCUGCAGCAUCUGGUGGAAACUUGACUCUGACAGAGGCAUUUAACUUGGAGGUGCUAAGUACUGGAAUGGUUAGUGCUACAGUAAAAUCUAACUAUGCCGGGGAGAUUGCUGGGAUGAGAAGGAUAUAUGAGGGGAUUGGUGGGCUUGAUUCUAAUCUCCUAACCAUGGGAAAUGAGCUUAAUUUUGAUCCUCCAACCCCUGGAUCUAUUGCUAUUGUUCGAGAUUCACAUCCCAAAAACGUUUCCUUUUGUGAGUUAUUACUUGUGAGGUUUGUUCGCCUACUUCAAAAGUUUGUUAGUAUAGCAGAGACGGGUGCAGAGGUAGAUAAAUCCUCUUUUCGUGAAACAUGUUCUCAAGCUACUGCUUUACUUCUUUCAGACAUGGGUUCAGGUUCAAAGUUUGUCGAGAGCUUUUCACAGCUUCUACGUCUGCUUUGCUGGUGCCCAGCUUAUAUUUUAACCCCUGAUGCAAUGGAGACUGGUAUAUUUAUCUGGACAUGGUUGGUUUCAGCAGCUCCUCAUCUGGGACCUCUUAUCCUUUCUGAGCUGGUUGAUGCAUGGUUGUGGACGGUUGACACUAAACGAGGUAUUUUUGCAGCUGAGACACGAUAUUCUGGACCUGCUGCUACGUUAAGGCCUCAUUUGGCCCCUGGGGAGCCAGAAUUACCUCCAGAAAAGGACCCUGUUGAACAGAUAAUGGCUCAUAGACUAUGGAUUGGAUUUUUUAUUGAUCGCUUUGAGGUGGUUCGACAUAAUAGUACUGAACAGCUUUUACUACUAGGUCGUUUGUUACAAGGAACCACAAAGUUCCCUUGUAACUUUUCUCGCCACCCCGCUGCCUCUGGAACCUUCUUCACUCUCAUGCUAUUAGGGCUAAAAUUUUGCUCAUGCAAGUCACAGGGUAGUCUACAGAACUUCAGGACUGGGCUUCAGCUACUGGAAGACAGGAUUUACAGGGCUGCGCUGGACUGGUUUUCCCAUCUUCCCGAAUGGUAUGACAUCGGCAAUAACAAUUUCGCACUGAGCGAGACUCACUCUGUUUCUGCAUUUGUCCACCAUCUUUUAAAUGAGCCUGAUGAUACCCAGCUUGAUAGGAAGGGACAUGGUUCAGAAAAUGGAAGCUCUUUCAACAAUGUGAAGGAUCAAUAUCACCCUGUUUGGGGCCAGAUUGAGAACUAUACUAUUGGAAGAGAGAAGCGGAAACAGUUGCUUUUGAUGUUAUGCCAACAUGAGACUGAUAGGCUUGAUGUUUGGGCACAACCUAUGAUUUCCAAGGAAAGUGUUUCACGGCCUAAAAUUAGCGCAGACAAAUUGGUUGAAUAUGCUAAGACUGCCUUCUCUGUUGAUCCCCGGAUAGCUUUAUCACUUGCAUCGAGGUUUCCUACAACUAGUGCUCUCAAAGGUGAAGUGAGCCAAUUGGUUCAGUCGCACAUACUAGAGAUUCGCAACAUACCUGAAGCUUUGCCAUACUUUGUUACUCCUGAUGCUGUUGAUGAUAAUUCAUCACUUUUGCAACAAUUGCCACACUGGGCUGCUUGUUCUAUCACUAUGGCUUUGGAGUUCCUUACACCACCAUAUAAGGGCCAUCCUCGUGUGAUGGCUUAUGUUCUAAGGGUGUUGGAAUCUUAUCCUCCUGAUCGUGUGACUUUCUUCAUGCCUCAGCUGGUCCAGGCUUUAAGAUAUGAUGAAGAGAGGUUGGUAGAAGGGUACUUGCUUAGAGCUGCACAUCGAAGUGAUGUAUUUGCCCAUAUUCUUAUAUGGCAUUUACAGGGAGAGACAUGCACGCCAGAACCAGGGAAAGAUGCUUCUGCAAAGAACAUGUUUCAGGUGCGCUUGCCUGCAGUUAGGCAACGUAUAAUUGACAGUUUCAGUCCUAAAGCACUUGAUGUCUUUCAAAGAGAAUUUGAUUUCUUUGACAAGGUCACAUCUAUAUCUGGUGUUCUCUAUCCACUUCCAAAGGAGGAAAGGAGAGCUGGAAUACGACGGGAAUUAGAGAAAAUUCAAGUGCAAGGAAGUGACCUUUAUCUACCUACUGCACCAACUAAACUUGUCAGAGGUAUUCAAGUUGAUAGUGGAAUUCCUUUACAGUCAGCAGCAAAGGUUCCUAUCAUGAUAACAUUUAACGUGGUGGAUCGAGAUGGGGAUGAAAAUGAUAUAAAGCCCCAGGCAUGCAUAUUCAAGGUUGGGGAUGAUUGUCGGCAAGAUGUUCUUGCUCUACAAGUCAUUUGCCUUCUCAAGGAUAUAUUUGCAGCUGUUGGGCUUAAUCUGUAUCUGUUUCCUUACGGAGUUCUCCCAACUGGCCAAGAAAGAGGCAUAAUUGAGGUUGUACCUAACACAAGGAGCCGAAGUCAAAUGGGAGAGACAAAUGAUGGGGGAUUAUAUGAGAUGUUUCAACAGGACUAUGGACCAGUUGGUUCUCCUGGCUUCGAAGCUGCCAGGAAGAACUUCAUCAUUAGUAGUGCUGGCUAUGCUGUUGCUAGCCUUUUGCUUCAACCAAAGGACAGACAUAAUGGAAACCUUCUAUUUGACAAUGUUGGGAGGCUUGUUCAUAUUGAUUUUGGCUUUAUCCUGGAGACUUCACCCGGUGGGAAUAUUCGAUUCGAAAGCGCUCACUUCAAACUGAGCCAUGAGAUGACUCAACUAAUUGAUCCAUCAGGAUGCAUGAAAAGUGACUCUUGGUAUCAGUUUGUGAGCUUGUGUGUGAAAGGGUAUCUGGCCGCACGGCGCUACAAAGAUGAGAUAAUAAAUACAGUGUUGCUGAUGAAAGACAGCGGGUUGCCUUGCUUCAGCAGGGGGGAUCCGAUAGGGAAUCUUCGCAAGAGAUUCCAUCCUGAAAUGAGCGAACGUGAAGCAGCUGCCUUCAUGAUUCGGACGUGCGUCGAUGCGUAUAACAAGUUGACUACUGCUUGGUAUGAUGUGAUUCAGUACAUUCAACAGGGCAUUGAGAAAUGAUUCAUUUAUCUACACAGCAAUUGCAUUAUGAAUCCUCAUGUUGGAAUCCCUUUAAGGCUCUCUUCACAUCUGUAAAAUUUUGACCAAGUGUAAGUGUCAUUAUAAACAUAUUUCCGUCCCAUUAUUUUGUUACUACUCUGUGUAAAAAAUACAAUUAAAUAUAAUGUAAAUUG
Molecule: messenger RNA, 6527 nt
Organism: Cuscuta campestris
Lineage: Eukaryota; Viridiplantae; Streptophyta; Magnoliopsida; Solanales; Convolvulaceae
Source: the annotation of a GenBank genome assembly